AUGCAAAUCAUUUGUAUUACAAUAGCUCCGGUCUUCUUCUCUGCCGCCAUUUAUGUGACACUUUCUCAGACCAUCAACUUCCUCGAUCGAUCGAUUUCCCGAUUUCCACCUCGCCUCUACUACUGGACAUUCAUCCCGAUAGACAUUGUCUCCUUGAUUCUCCAGGCUGUAGGAGGCGCGAUGUCCUCCGUCAGCACGACGAAGGAGGCUGCGGACCGAGGCGUCAAAAUUUCACUCGCUGGACUUGUGUUACAAGUUGUCUCGCUUGCGGCGUUCUGCGGACUUUUUGGAGACUACAUGAUCGCUUACAAUCGAUCGAAAACUCGUCCUCUGAUGAGUAGGAGACUCGUGGUCUUCCUAACUUUCCUGAGCCUUGGUACCAUGUUUGUACUGCUGCGUUGUGUCUAUCGAAUCGUGGAGCUGCAUGAGGGCUACUUCAGUCACUGGUUCCGAGACGAAACACUGUUUAUCGCGUUAGAGUCAGCCGUUAUGGUUCUAGCCGUUUUUUCUUUGUUAGUCGGACACCCGGGACUUGUAUUCAAUAAGAAGGAGAGAGAAAGACUUGACGCAAACAAUGCGCUCAAUCCAGAGUCAAGCGAGGGCGGUGGUAGCAAUGAUAAACCCGACAACAACGCGGUCACAGAUGGGAGCGAUACUUCAGUCAAAGAUCCGGCGCCAGCAGCAGCUAGAGAGAAGUCAGCCUUGUCCGCAAGCGUCUAG
Messenger RNA from Colletotrichum lupini, 720 nucleotides. Its product is annotated as parasitic phase-specific protein PSP-1. Bases 1 to 720 code for a protein of 239 amino acids. Gene Ontology annotation, cellular component: plasma membrane; fungal-type vacuole. The transcript has 4 exons. NCBI's taxonomy places the organism in Eukaryota, Fungi, Ascomycota, Sordariomycetes, Glomerellales, Glomerellaceae. The record is from RefSeq and is a predicted model, not a curated record.